Molecule: messenger RNA, 845 nt
Organism: Olea europaea var. sylvestris
Lineage: Eukaryota; Viridiplantae; Streptophyta; Magnoliopsida; Lamiales; Oleaceae
Product: ribosome-binding factor PSRP1, chloroplastic-like
Exons: 4
Biological process (GO): negative regulation of translational elongation; primary metabolic process
Cellular component (GO): cytosolic small ribosomal subunit
Molecular function (GO): ribosomal small subunit binding
Source: RefSeq, a predicted model, not a curated record
GUAGUCAUGCUCCCCUGCAUCCUUCGAAGAACUUGAAUAUUCUCGAUCAUUCUUAUCGCCACCGAUUUUUAGCAGAAAUGGCUACAAUACUUGCAUCUCCAAAUUUACAUUUUAAUCAUCAUCCUCUUUUUUCUUCUUGUUCCUCUUCAUCUUCAUCUCCUGUUUUGUUGUCUUUGAUUUGUUGGUCUUCUAACGCUCAGCCUUUUGCAUUAUCUUCUCAAAAUUCCAGUUUUCUCAGUUCAGGGUUUAGGUCCCAUGAAAUUGUGUUCGUCAGAAAUAGCACGGGAAAAUCAAUGGGGGUUCGAAUGUCGUGGGAUGGUCCUCUCUCUUCAGUUAAAUUGAUUAUUCAAGGCAAAAAUUUAGAGUUAACACCAACAGUGAAGGACCAUGUGGAAAAGAAGUUGGGUAGGGCAGUUCAAAAGCAUAGCCACUUGGUGAGGGAAGUGGAUGUUAGACUAUCGAUGCGCGGUGGUGAAUUGGGGAAAGGACCCAAAGUUCGUAGAUGUGAGGUGACUUUGUUUACAAAGAAGCAUGGAGUGAUCAGGGCAGAGGAGGAUGCUGAGUCACUUUACGGGAGUAUUGAUUUGGUGUCAUCUAUUAUACAGAGGAAGUUGAGGAAAAUUAAGGAGAAAGAUUCGGAUCAUGGUCGCCACAUGAAGGGUUUUGAUAGGCUAAACGUUAGGGACCAUGGUGUGCUGGUAGCAGUUGAUGAUUUAGCAGUGGCUCCUCAAGAAGAAGAGGGGGAGGAUGUCAUUGAUGAGAUUGUUCGCAUUAAAUACUUUGAUAUGCCACCCUUAAGUGUUGCUGAGGCAAUCGAGCAGCUUGAAAAUGUUGAUCAUGACUUC